GCCAGUUCUACGGCUGCGCGCGCCUGUUUUUGCGACCGCGCUGCUUGACGGCUGCUGCUCCGCCCUCAGGUUGCCUGGUAACGGUGGGCGCGCGUUGCUGCGGGAAGAGACCACGUGAAUCUGGUUCUGAGUGUGCUGGCCCUGUUGGUCUGUGGUUACUGACUGGUCCUCCUCUCUCCUCUGGAGACGUGUUACCUUUGAAAAAUGGCGGAGGCAGUCUUCCGUGCCCCGAAGAGGAAACGAAGAGUGUAUGAGAGCUAUGAAUCGCCACUGCCUAUCCCCUUUGGUCAGGACCAAGGGCCGGGGAAGGAAUUCCGGGUAUUCCGAGCUGAAAUGAUUAGCAACAAUGUGGUGGUGAGGGGCGCAGAGGACAUGGAGCAGCUAUAUGGGAAGGGUUACUUUGGAAAAGGCAUUCUUUCAAGAAGUCGCCCGAACUUCACCAUCUCCAAUCCCAAGUUGGCUGCCAAAUGGAAAGGUGUGCAGACAGACAUGCCUAUAAUCACCUCGGAGAAGUUUCAGCAUCGAGUGGAGUGGGCCAUGGAUUUCCUGCGUAGACAGGGCCACAGUGAGAGCUCUGUGCAGAAGAUCCUCACAGACUACACAGAACCGCUUGAGCUUCCUUUCAGAAAGCGGAAAGAGGAGCGCCCACAGCAUGACCCACCGAGCUCUGAGGCUGCUGCCUCCCCAGAAGGCAGAGUGGAAAAGGACAAACUCUCUGUGAUCACUGGAGGCGCCGCACAGUCAGGUGACCCUCUGGGUCCCAACAGGCACUCAGACUGCCCACAGGAGGGGCCCGGCGAAGCCACAUUCGCUGUGGCCAGCCCAUCCAGCCUUAAUGGGCAUGUGGUAGAGGACCCCACAGUUCUGCCCCAGGUCCCCUGCCAUGGCCAGGAAGCCUUCAUUUCCCGGGAUGGCCUUUGGCCUGAAGGCGGCAGCCAGGCAGCAGGAGAGAAGAGGGCUGCUCACGAGUAUGUGCUCGUAGAGGGAGACCUGGGUGAUGUCCAGGAGGAGGAGGAGGCGGCCCCAGAUGAGAAGUUGCUGCAAAGAAAGAGACUGGUAUGCAGAAGAAAUCCAUUCAGGAUCUUUGAGUAUCUGCAGCUCAGCCUAGAAGAGGCUUUCUUCCUGGCGUAUGCCCUGGGAUGCUUAAGUAUUUACUAUGAGAAGGAGCCCUUGACAAUAGUGAAGCUCUGGCAAGCCUUCACCGCCAUCCAGCCCACUUUCAGGACGACCUACAUGGCCUACCACUACUUCCGAAGCAAAGGCUGGGUGCCCAAAGUGGGGCUCAAGUACGGAACAGAUCUGCUGCUGUAUCGGAAAGGCCCUCCAUUUUACCAUGCAAGCUACUCUGUCAUCAUUGAGCUGGUGGAUGACAACUUUGAAGGCUCCCUCCGAAGACCUUUCAGCUGGAGGUCACUGGCUGCCCUAAGCAGAGUCUCAGGGAACGUCUCUAAGGAGCUGAUGCUGUGUUACUUGAUUAAGCCCUCCGCCAUGACUGACGAAGAGAUGGAGACCCCAGAAUGUAUGAAGAGGAUUCAGGUUCAGGAGGUGAUUGUCAGCCGAUGGGUUUCUUCACGAGAGAGAAGUGACCAAGAUGAGCUAUGACCUUUCAAGCUCAGAGGCCACAGUUCACCAGCAACUUUGACUGUGUAGCAUCAGUUUGCCUCCAAGGAGCUUCAGCACAUUUAGGGAUCACAGGACCCCAUAUUCUGUUCAAAUGGAAAAUAUGCUCCUGUGGCUCAGCUCACCAAAGGACUUCAACCAAUAACCCAGAUGAUGGAGAAUCCAUCGAUGGUCUUAAAAUACUGCGUGACUAAUGCAUUCUCAGUGAACUCAUUAUUUGACAGGUUUGUGCAUCAAACACAAAAUUAUACAGUAUUAGCUAUUAAAAUGCAUCUUGCUUUGGGGAAUUUUUUAUAAAAUAAAAAUAAGCGGUGAAGUUUUUGGAGAGAGAACAAAUGCAGUUAACAGAAGAAUGUGACAUCAUUACCCUCUUCCCAUGGGCAGAGAAAAUGUUGCCUGGGGACAUAUAGGCAUCUUACUCAAUUUUUUUGUAUUGCCAUAGUGGAAUGCCUAAUGCUAAAAAGCAUACAAAGUAAAAAGGCUUAUGAUUUUCAUGGCUGCAAAGUCCAGACAGCGUGGCACAAGUCUGGAACUUGGCAGAAUCAUAAUGUGCUAGAGAAAUGAAAAGGGGUGUGAACCCAAACAAGAGAUGGGGAUGGGUGCCACGGACCAGCCCAGUCAGGCUCCCUGCGUCCUUGGCAAAAUCAGAGGUUUGGAUGUCAGGAAGGCACAGUUUCAGGUGAAUGACAGUCAGAGACCACACUGAGAUGGUUUUGACCCUGCUGUAACUUUACUAAAGUCAGGCUAAUAAUUUUAUAGUAAUUACAUAAGGAAACACCUUAAAGUUGGCAUAUUUCCCAGAACACUUAGAUUUUUACCAAGAAUACAAAGUUUACAUUUUAACUCAAAAAUGUAGUCAAAUAUAAAACAGUGCCCACAAGAAA
Molecule: messenger RNA, 2504 nt
Organism: Meriones unguiculatus (Mongolian gerbil)
Lineage: Eukaryota; Metazoa; Chordata; Mammalia; Rodentia; Muridae
Gene: Tsen2
Product: tRNA splicing endonuclease subunit 2
Exons: 12
Coding region: 205-1602 (465 amino acids)
Biological process (GO): tRNA-type intron splice site recognition and cleavage; tRNA splicing, via endonucleolytic cleavage and ligation
Cellular component (GO): tRNA-intron endonuclease complex
Molecular function (GO): tRNA-intron lyase activity; nucleic acid binding
Source: RefSeq, a predicted model, not a curated record